CGCGGCCAUCUAAAACAGAGAACUUCUUUUGUACGUUUGCGUAUACUUUUUUUACGUUUCCUGUAGCCUAAUCAAAAAGCACAUGACAUAAACAGUUAAUUAACUGUCAUUUACAAUAAGUAGUUUUGAAUGCUCAGCGUCCACGUGCUCACCAGCUCUUCCCGACCCGGCUUUUAAAGCGCUAAAACGGAGCAUGAACUCAACAGCUUUUCACAUCGAGGAUGUUUCUCAGAAGAACUCCACCCGUGAGUACGACUUUAACUCGAGCGGCGCGGAGGCUCUCCCUCGUCUUCCUCAUCUCCCGCGCUUCGGCGCCGCGGCUCGGGUCCGAGUGACGCUCACGCUCCUCUUGUGCGCGCUCUCCGCGUGCUGCAAUCUCGCCGUGCUGUAUUCAGCCAGCCACCACCACCACCGCCAGCAGCAGCAGCGCGGGAAGCGCUCGCACGUCCGGCUCCUGAUCGCCCACCUGGCCGUGGCAGACCUGCUGGUGACGUUCGUCGUCAUGCCGCUGGACGCGGGCUGGAACGUGACGCUGCAGUGGCUCGCGGGGGACCUCGCGUGCAGGACGCUCAUGUUCCUCAAACUCGUGGCCAUGUACUCGAGCGCUUUCGUGACCGUGGUGAUAAGUCUGGACCGACAGGCUGCUAUUCUCAACCCCCUGUCCAUCAACCAAGCGAGGAAAAGGAAUAAAGUUUUGCUGAGUGUCGCGUGGACCUUGAGCGUCGUGUUAUCCAUACCGCAGGUGUUUGUUUUCCACGUUGUUGUGAUUGAUUCUCCAAAGCGAUUUAUCCAGUGUACGACCUACGGCAGCUUUAGCUCACGCUGGCAAGAGACACUUUACAACAUGCUUACCUUCACCUUCCUCUUCCUCUUGCCACUCUUCAUCAUGAUCUCCUGCUACAGCAGGAUACUGUUAGAGAUCUCCAAGAAAAUGACCGAAGACAGCUUGCUGUCCAACAAAGUGCAGCUGCGCAGGUCAAAAAACAACAUCCCUAAGGCACGCAUGCGCACGCUGAAGAUGACUGUGGUCAUUGUCCUGUCAUUCAUGGUGUGUUGGACACCCUACUACAUGCUUGGCCUGUGGUACUGGUUCUGUCCCGCUGGCCUGGAGGAAACAGUGUCCCAGUCCCUCUCGCACAUCCUUUUUAUAUUUGGCCUGUUAAAUGCUUGUUUGGACCCCAUCAUCUACGGCCUCUUCACCAUUCCACUAUGCAUGAGGCGCAGACAGCGUGGACAUAACCCCGUAGCCUUCGAGCUGGAGAACACUAACAACUCUUUGGUGACUUCCAUCAGAACUUCCACCUCCUCUCUCACUUUAAAGAGGCUGACAGUUCAGCAGACCUCUAGAGAAAAGCUGGAAGGGGAAGGAGAGCAUCUGUACAUGAUUGAAGAUGAUGGGUAAAAGGUGUCGCGUUU
This is a messenger RNA of Puntigrus tetrazona (Sumatra barb), 1416 nucleotides long. RefSeq names its product gonadotropin releasing hormone receptor 2 (gene gnrhr2). Gene Ontology annotation, cellular component: membrane. The record is from RefSeq and is a predicted model, not a curated record. Gene Ontology annotation, biological process: G protein-coupled receptor signaling pathway. NCBI's taxonomy places the organism in Eukaryota, Metazoa, Chordata, Actinopteri, Cypriniformes, Cyprinidae. Gene Ontology annotation, molecular function: gonadotropin-releasing hormone receptor activity; peptide binding. The transcript is spliced from 3 exons. The coding region runs from base 194 to 1402 and encodes 402 amino acids.